Marmota flaviventris (yellow-bellied marmot) is the source of this 3914-nucleotide messenger RNA. RefSeq names its product solute carrier family 7 member 8 (gene Slc7a8). Gene Ontology annotation, molecular function: neutral L-amino acid transmembrane transporter activity; L-amino acid transmembrane transporter activity. Gene Ontology annotation, biological process: amino acid transmembrane transport; neutral amino acid transport. The record is from RefSeq and is a predicted model, not a curated record. NCBI's taxonomy places the organism in Eukaryota, Metazoa, Chordata, Mammalia, Rodentia, Sciuridae. Gene Ontology annotation, cellular component: membrane.
AAAGCGGAAGCAGAAGACGGGAAGGGGAAAGAAUCCCACAGCAGGUGGAAAGCAGAUCUGGAGCAAGCCGCUCAGGUCCACAGCUUUUGUCUUUCUGGAAAAAGAAGAAAGUACCUGAGGAUUGCCUUUUCCCACCCUCCAGUUAAUGAAAACUACUGUUAGCCUCAUCCUAAACGAAAAGACCAAGGGGGAGGUAAAGGCAAUCUGUUUUGUUAGGAGGAGAGCUGCGAGGAAAUCCAGACGACUGUCUUUUUGAAGCGUCUGAAAUAAGCCACUGCCUGGUCCACGGAGCAGAACCAUCCUGAUUUCCGAAGAUACACCCCCUUCAGGAGAAUUCCAGCUGGAGUCGCUGAGAGAGAGCUUUUGGAGGUUCGAAUCCUAACAAGAAAGAUGGAAAAAGGAGCCAGACACCGAAAUAACACCGAAAAGAACCACCCAGGUGGGAGCGAGCAGGAGGCCAGUCCCGAGGCCGGUUCCGGAGGGGGCGGAGUAGCUCUGAAGAAAGAGAUCGGAUUGGUCAGUGCUUGUGGUAUCAUUGUAGGGAACAUCAUUGGCUCUGGAAUCUUUGUCUCACCCAAGGGUGUGCUGGAGAAUGCGGGCUCUGUGGGCCUCGCACUCAUUGUCUGGAUUGUGACAGGCAUCAUCACAGCCGUGGGAGCUCUCUGCUAUGCUGAGCUGGGGGUCACCAUCCCCAAAUCUGGAGGUGACUACUCCUAUGUCAAGGACAUCUUUGGAGGACUGGCAGGGUUCCUGAGGCUGUGGAUUGCUGUGCUGGUGAUCUACCCCACCAACCAAGCCGUCAUCGCCCUCACCUUCUCCAACUAUGUGUUGCAGCCACUCUUCCCCACCUGCUUCCCCCCAGAGUCUGGCCUUCGUCUCCUGGCUGCCAUCUGCUUAUUGCUUCUCACAUGGGUCAACUGUUCCAGUGUGCGGUGGGCCACCCGGGUUCAAGACAUUUUUACAGCUGGGAAACUCCUGGCUCUGGCCCUGAUCAUCAUCAUGGGUGUUGUACAGAUUUGCAAAGGAGAAUACUUCUGGUUGGAGCCAAAGAACGCCUUUGAGAAUUUCCAAGAACCUGACAUCGGCCUCAUUGCCCUGGCCUUCCUUCAGGGUUCCUUUGCCUAUGGAGGCUGGAACUUUCUUAAUUACGUGACUGAGGAACUUGUUGAUCCCUACAAGAACCUUCCCAGAGCCAUCUUCAUCUCCAUCCCACUGGUCACAUUUGUAUAUGUCUUUGCCAAUGUCGCGUAUGUCACUGCAAUGUCCCCCCAGGAGCUGCUGGCUUCAAACGCAGUUGCUGUGACUUUUGGAGAGAAGCUCCUAGGUGUUAUGGCCUGGAUCAUGCCCAUUUCUGUUGCCCUGUCCACAUUUGGAGGAGUUAAUGGGUCUCUCUUCACCUCUUCCCGGCUGUUCUUUGCUGGAGCCAGAGAAGGCCACCUUCCCAGCGUGCUGGCCAUGAUCCACGUGAAGCGCUGUACCCCAAUCCCAGCCCUGCUCUUCACAUGCAUCUCCACCCUGCUGAUGCUAGUCACCAGUGACAUGUACACUCUCAUCAACUACGUGGGCUUCAUCAACUACCUCUUCUAUGGGGUCACAGUUGCUGGACAGAUAGUCCUUCGCUGGAAGAAGCCUGACAUCCCCCGCCCCAUCAAGAUCAACCUGCUAUUCCCCAUCAUCUACUUGCUGUUCUGGGCCUUCCUGCUGGUCUUCAGCCUGUGGUCGGAGCCGGUGGUGUGCGGCAUUGGCCUGGCCAUCAUGCUGACAGGAGUGCCUGUCUAUUUCCUGGGUGUUUACUGGCAACACAAGCCCCAGUGUUUCAACGACUUCAUUGAGUUGCUUACCCUGGUGAGCCAGAAGAUGUGCGUGGUUGUGUACCCCCAGAUGGAGGGGGGGUUGGAAAGAGAAGGGGUGAAUGAGGACAUGGAGGAGCAGCAGCAGGCCAUAUACCAACCCACUCCCACCAAGGACCAGGACUCAGUGGAGCAUCCCCAGCCCUGAGGACCACCAUCCCCUCAGCUGGCUACUCCUCCCUCAUCCUGAUCUCUGCCUUUUCCCUGCCUGGGUCUCCCCAACACACACACACCCCUCUGCUUCUAUCAGGCAGGGCCAGGACCUGUGUGUGGGAGUGGUGAGAAGUCAGAAACAAAUACACUGACAUUUGUACCCAAAGAACCAGCCUCUUAUCCCAGGGCCUGUGUCUAAGGCCCUCACACAAGGGUUUCCCAUGUUCCAUUAGAAGAGAGUGGAGAUACCAAGGGUGCCCUACAGGGCCUCCCUCCCAGGCCCAACCCUCAGAUGUCUCUUAUGUACCUGAGCUCACUACUGCCUUCCUUCCCCACCCCUGAGCCCAGAGGAGGCCUCAGUUCAGAGAGAACCACACAGUAACUUGGUUUGGGAAGACAGACUCAAGAGAGUCUGUCACCACCUAAGGUCAACUGGAGAGACCCAUACCUUUUUCUGUUCACUAGGGACCCAAAAGUAGAGGGGAUGCUUCCCUCUGCCGCCUUCUCUGUCUCAUCCUACCAUUCCUCCACCCAUCCACCCUGGGCUCCCUAUCCAAGAAAGGCUCCUUUUGUGACACCUCCUUCCCAUUAAGCUGAGGACCAAGGAGGAGGAGGAUGCCUCUUCCCCAACCCCAAGCCUGUGGAACACAGUGGGAAAGGUUCAGAUGGCAGAAGCCCCAGCCCUGCCCCUGCCUCUUGCAUCCUGCCCCCAACGUGGUGCCAAAGCUUCCCAAGGCCAAAAAGGCUUUUUAUUUCAGUAUCACGUACCUGUCUCUCCUAAAGACAAAGCCAUUCUGCUCCUCCUCCCUCCCCAUCUCCAUGGGAAGAAGCAGUGGCCCCCUUAUCCCCAAAGCUGCACCCUAACAUAUCCUUGCGGAGCCAGCACUGCCGGCUACCAGUUAUGCCCUUUCCUCCUCCCUGGACCUUGGCUCAGGGGCCCAGUGUGAAGGAUCCCCAAGCCUCCAGGCCUGAAAUCAGAGCCAAAUCAGCCUUAAGUCACCUUCCAUCCAAGAACUGGGCCUAAAAAUACUCCCUUAUUUCUAACCCUCAGGACAGACCUGAUAUUAAAUGCCUUCCCUGUGUGGAAGGUGCUUUCCCACAUCCCCAGAGCUGCCCAUUCCACAGGCUGGGGGACUAUUUCGGGAAGAGAGUGUUUUCAGAAGGCCAGUUCUUCUCCCCUCCCCCAACUAAAAUGACCCCUCCCUCCUUUCUGGCCUUACCGCCAACCCUUCAUGGGGCAGGAUGAGAGAACAGUGGCACAAUGUCAGCCACUUUGAAGAUCUUCAGAAAAGCACCUUGUGGUAUGCGGGCUCUGACCUUUCCCUGUACUCCAAAGCAGUGGAUGGUGUCUGCCCUGACCUUGCAGCCUCUCCCACCCCCACCCCCACCCCACUUGCAGUGCUAGGGACAUAGAAUUCUUUUAUCCCAAGCAAGAUUCCCUUUUCCCCCUCCCAUCUGCUUAAACUGGAAUAUCCAGGGAGCUGCUCCUGCCCCAGCUUGCCUCUCCACAUUGGUGAGAUGCUAGAUUUGGGCUGAGUUAUGGCUCCCAGAGUGGAUACUGGCUGGGCUGGGCCCCCAGAAGACCAUCUUCCUGGUCUUCCCUCUCUUCUCAUUCCUCCAGUCUCCUCCCUUCCUUCCAUUAUUUGUUAUUAUUAUUUUGUUGUUUUUUUUGUAAAGUGGAUGCCUUACUUUUUUGGAUAAAUAUUUUUGAAACUAGUAUUUCUAUUUCUUUUGGAUUUUUUAAAUGUAAGGUGGUUUGGGGGGUGGAGUUAGAACCUUAAUGACAAUAUGUCAUUGAGUUGGUUUAAGUUUUGUUUCCUUUGAGGUUUUCUUCUUUCUUUUCAUGUAAUAAAAUUUUAAAUGCAAAUGAAGUUGAUUGUGUUGAUAAUUAAACGACUUUCAGAAACAGAA